CAGACAUACACGGUCCCUCUCGUAUGACAUGUCUCUCUCCCUCUCCCAUGGCAAUGAAGCCAAACAGCCAGACAGACAGCCACGUUUGCUGGUUUGCAAGGAAAUCUUCUGCCUCUCUCUCAGCUUUGCUAUUGCGCCGUGCGCAGCCUCUGAGGCCCAAAGAAUGAACGGACACGGAGGAAGUCAAAGACUUCGUUAACAAGCACAGCUAGUGCCGGACGGAGAGAGAGACGUACAUAUCCAGCGAUUCACUCACUGCCCUCACUGCCAAUGCGCCAUCAUGUCGGACCAGCAGCAGAUUGAUUGAUUGAUUGACUGCUGCCGCACCGUCCCGUUGAUGUGCAGAGUGACUGAUCAUGAGACCCACACCAACAUGCCCAUCGAUUGAGCAUCCAUCCAUCCAUCCAUCUAUUCAUCCAUGAAUGUCUUUUUGGACGGACCGAUCGGUCUGUCUGUCUGUCUGUCAGUCGCGAUACAAUACAUGUCACCACAUGGACACACACAAGCACGGCGGAUCAUCGGAUGGAUGGAUGGGUGGAUGGAGCCACGCACGGCAGGUGAGGCGAAGUAAGACACUCUUUCACAGACACACACGGCGAAAACCACUGGUCACUUGUUGUCUGUCGCGCAUACACACAGUCAGUCAGACAGCCGGCCAUGGGCCCGCUUUCUGACCCUUGCCGCCUUGCCUCAUUCACGCCACCCAAACCAGCAGAGAGUACUUAUAGAGGCCUCGGGAGGGUCAGAGAGCCAAAAACGACUAAUGACACGAUUGACUCACACGCACGACACACACACACACACUCAACCAGGAGGACGGCCACGCAUCCACGCAGGCUAUCGCCCAUCUCGUUAUUUAUCUCGCCGCCGCCACAACCAGCUCAUGAAGCCCUUGGGCUUCCUCGACCCGACCCCGACAGCAGCGUGCGGUGCUGCCGCUUUAAACCAACCACCCCUGGCGGUCUCGAUGUGCCAUAUCUCCAUCUCCUUCGCGGUGAAAUACGGUUCGCCCGCCAGUGUGCCUUCGUUGCUGGAGUUCAAUUGGCCGAGGUAGCCGUUGUCGGGCAAGUCCUCCUCCUUGACAAACUGAUUCAUGCUGCGCACGUCAUCCGAGGGGCCGGGGGUGGCCCACCCAAACCACAGGUACCCCCAGCCCAAAGACAACUGCACACAGUCACAGUCCUGUCAUUGUGCUCGUGCUGCUUUGUUCUUCCCACCUUGCCACGUGAGUCCUGAUCGUUAGCUAUCUGAAACGCGUCGCGGCCGGCAACAUGCACCGUCUGUUUGGCCGUGGGGAUGGGCACCUUGGUCGGCACCGCGUACGCACCGCUGAUCGAGAUGAGGAACUGGGGCGCGAAAUAGCUGCUGCUGGUCUGUGUGGGGUCUGUGGGGUCGGUGGGCGGCUUGAGUCGGCCGUCGACAAAUGCGCCAAAUCGGUGUGUGUCGUUGUGGUUGAUGAGGAAGAGCAGACCACUCGCAUCGCCCACCUUGUCCAGCAGCGUGCCGAAGUCACCACCAUCACGACUAGACCUGACAGACAGCCGGGAGCCGCUCCCGUUCAACAUUUAGGGUUUAGAACAUUCGUGAGUGCCCAGCCCACUUGAAGAGCAGCGAUGGUCUGCAUGUGGGCCUGUCCAUUAGGUCGAGGACGGCCACCCACUCCUCUGGCGACGUAAUGACCCACUCUUGGCCGGAAGGUAGGUCCAGGAUUGGCGAGUAAGUGAGACCAUACAUCGCCAAAUCUUCCCGAAACAGCUCACGCUCGCUCUCGUCCAUCAGCGGGGGCCGGAUGAGCUGUCCCUUUAGCAUGGCGAUGCGACGAGCGAACUCGACUGUGUUGACGAAGUGCUUGGUGGGGGUCUGACGCACACGGCGAUCGCCCCAGCAGGGCAGAGUACUGCACAACCAUACAUAGACACCCCAGAGCACCCAACGUGACCUGCUGUGCUGCCCCGUCUGCCCUUUGUGUGUCCACCCACUUUGAGAAUCGCGUGAGCAGGGGAUGGUCAGCUCCCAGUCGCAGCAGCGUGCGCCUCUGGAUGACGACCUGCCGGCCGAGGACGUUCAGGCUCAGCACCGCCAGGUCGUCUCCGGUGUCGUCUUGGCCCUUCAUGAAGGGCUCCAUGGCCGAGAGGAAUCGGACCACCUCCUCCCUGCGCCGCGUGAGCCUCUUCAUGACCUUUUCCAGGUCGCUCAGCGACGUCUGGAUGACGUUCCCCAGGGCCUUCUCGUCACAUGCGGCAUCAACCGCCCGGGCCAUGGCGGCACCGCGGCUGCUGUGUGUCGGAGGUGCGAAGGAUGGCAGCUCGCGCAUGAAGAGGGAGUGGUACUCGCUGUAAGCCGGGUCGGCCGCCUUGGAGGGCGGCAGGUCGACGGUGUUGGUGCGGCCGGUCUCGUAGAGUGUCAGCUCGUCCAGCAAAGCCUCAAAGUAUGCCGGUGAGGUCUCCAGAUAGACAUGGCCGUCGGCAUCUCGCGGGAGGCCGUCAGCGAAGAGCAUCAGCAGGACAGAGAUGUACCGACGCUUCAUGCAGGGGAGAAGCAGCGCACGGCGGGAAACGGGAAACACCACGCCACCUGAUCGUCCGACACACACACGACGGACCAACACAGACAGUCAGAUGACCGGCAUGCCCGGUGUCCUUUCCUUCCCUGCUCACCUGCAUUGACGAGCAUCUCGCCAGUGGUCUCGGCGGGGUGCGACACGCCGCCUCGCGAAGCAACGAGCCGCGAGAUCUCAUCCGUCAGCACCCUUUUGGCCCUCGUGAGCUGCUCGAUUGACGCAUCGAAGUCGCCAUCGAUGGUGUCGCAUCCGCCAAUCAACUCGAGCAUCACGACGCUCACAGGCAUGAGUCAAUGGCUGAGUGAACGAAAGAUCUUGAUCUGCCUCCUCUGCUGCCCCGGGUGUG
Molecule: messenger RNA, 2906 nt
Organism: Vitrella brassicaformis
Lineage: Eukaryota; Vitrellaceae
Source: the annotation of a GenBank genome assembly